Molecule: messenger RNA, 1503 nt
Organism: Torulaspora globosa
Lineage: Eukaryota; Fungi; Ascomycota; Saccharomycetes; Saccharomycetales; Saccharomycetaceae
Product: SNG1 family protein
Exons: 1
Coding region: 1-1503 (500 amino acids)
Cellular component (GO): membrane
Source: RefSeq, a predicted model, not a curated record
AUGGUGGACGAGGAUGAGAUGGCUUUGAACCAGGUGUACACGGAGGGGGCUUCCGAGUGUAUGAAUAGGGUGGUGAACAAGGAUUUGCAUGUGGAGGGGAGUUCAGAAGCGUCGACGGCAGAGUCAGCUGCUGGGUAUGACGGUGAGGCAGCGCCGGUGGAGACCAAGCAGCAGGAGGAGGCCAAGCAGCAGGAGGGAUCAGCAGCGCUGCAGCGGAUGGGGACCCGGUUCUUUUCGCCUAAGAUGAAGAGCCACAGGAAGAAGAUUAUUUGGACGUUUGUACUGACAAAUGCGCUGUUGGCGGUGUUUGUGUUGUCGCUGUUGUCGAUCUACUGGGGUGCCACGUACAAUCGACAGCAUUAUAUGUUCAAAGUGAACGUGCUGACGGUUAUUCAGGACGAAUCUGAGCUUGUGGGAACGACAAUGUCGGCAGCGAUAGCGACGCUGGUCGCGGGCGUGCCGUGUACGUGGCAUGUGUUCAAUGCGAGCGAGUUUAGUGAAAAGUACAAAGUGUCGAGCGAGGAGAUCGAUGACAAGGUGGUCGAUCUGAUCUUUGGGGAAAAGUACUGGAUGGCGCUGAAUGUCAAGCGGAACGCGACCAACGCUUUGUACGAUUCGCUGACCGGCGGACCCACGGCGUUCAACUCUACAGAGUACUUCGAGGCUAUCUACGAGAGUGGCCGUGAUCCAACCAGCCUGCAGUCCGCCAUUCUGCCGAACAUGAAGACACUGGAGGGGAUUUACAGGACGUAUUUCCUGGAUCAGUAUCUGCCUAGUCUCCUGGGCAAUCUGACAGAGACACCGCCACCAGACAGAAUCAUAGCGGCCUCGAAUAUGAACUUUGAGUAUGUGGACUACAGGCCAUUCUACAAUGCACUGCUGCUGGCACCGUUGCAGGUCGGUCUGAUCUACUGUCUGCUGUUGACCUUUUUCCAGCUGUCGCUUUUUGCUCCUUUGCAUGUAGAGAUGUCGAAGCUGCUGAAGCCGCGCCACAUUAUCCUAUACAGAAUCGGAAUCUCGUGGCUCACUUACUUCUUUCUCUCGCUUUUCUUCUGCACGGUAUCUGCCAUAUUCCAGGUCGAUUUCACUAAGGCAUUCGGCAGAGCAGGUUUUGUGGUGUAUUGGAUGAGCACCUGGCUGCUGAUGAUGGCUCUUGGUGGCGCAAAUGAGAAUGUAAUAAGUUUGGUCUUAACUUUGGGCCCACAGUAUCUCGGUUUCUGGCUGAUGACGUGGAUCAUUCUGAACAUUGCUCCUUCAUUCUAUCCGCUGGUCCUGAAUAAUCAGUUCUACCGUUACGGUUACGCCAUGCCCAUUCAUAAUGGCGUUGAUAUUUAUAAAGUCAUCUUUUUGAACUUGUCGAAGCAACACAUGGGAAGAAAUUACGGUAUUCUGGUCGCCUGGGUCGCCUUGAAUACCGCCCUCUUGCCAUUCGUGCUUAGAUAUGUCGGCAAAACGAUGCGAAAGAGGGCUGCUGCCGCAGCUGCAGCCCAACAGACCAAUUAA